Solea senegalensis (Senegalese sole) is the source of this 1385-nucleotide messenger RNA. RefSeq names its product proteasome 26S subunit, non-ATPase 6 (gene psmd6). The record is from RefSeq and is a predicted model, not a curated record. Gene Ontology annotation, cellular component: proteasome regulatory particle. NCBI's taxonomy places the organism in Eukaryota, Metazoa, Chordata, Actinopteri, Pleuronectiformes, Soleidae. The transcript has 8 exons. Bases 120 to 1289 code for a protein of 389 amino acids. Gene Ontology annotation, molecular function: protein binding. Gene Ontology annotation, biological process: proteasome-mediated ubiquitin-dependent protein catabolic process.
GCCGAAGCGGAAGCGACGGAGCGCGCAGUGUUUUCUGUAGUCAUCGUUCGUUUAGCUGCUAACAGCGAGUUCACACAAAGAAAAAGACUUCACUUUCGUGCGUUUUUUUGACCGACAAGAUGCCGCUGGAGAACCUGGAGGAGGAGGGUCUGCCCAAGAACCCAGACCUGAGGAUAGCGCAGCUGAAGUUCCUGCUCACCAUGGACGGACACCGGCAGGAUGCGAGCGUGAAGACGGAGCUAAUGGAUGCUAUCAAAGUUAACCACAUGGCUCCAUAUUACGAGGGUCUGUGUAAGGAGCUGAAGUGGCAGCUGGACACCGACCUGCUGAGUAAAAUGAAGAAGGCCAACGAGGAGGAGCUCAAACGCCUGGACGACGUGCUCGAGGACGCCGAGAAGAACCUGGGAGAGAGCGAGAUCCGAGACGCCAUGAUGGCUAAAGCCGAAUAUCUGAUCAGAAUUGGAGACAAGGAGGGCGCCCUAACAGCCUUUAGGAAGACCUAUGAUAAGACGGUUGCUCUUGGCCACAGACUGGACAUCGUCUUCUACCUGCUGAGGAUCGGACUCUUCUACAUGGACAGUGACCUCAUCACACGCAACUCUGAGAAAGCAAAGAGUCUUAUCGAGGAGGGCGGGGACUGGGACAGGAGGAAUCGUCUGAAGGUCUACCAGGGUCUCUACUGCGUGGCCAUCAGAGACUUCAAACAAGCCGCCGAGCUUUUCCUCGACACCGUCUCCACCUUCACCUCCUACGAGCUCAUGGACUACAAGACGUUUGUCACCUACACCGUCUACGUCUGCAUGAUCGCACUCAAGAGACCAGACCUGCGUGAGAAGGUGAUAAAAGGAGCAGAGAUCCUGGAGGUGCUGCACAGUCUUCCUUCUGUUCGUCAGUAUCUGUUCUCACUCUACGAGUGUCGCUACUCUGUCUUCUUCCAGUCUCUGGCCAUGGUGGAGCAGGAGAUGAAGAAGGACUGGCUCUUUGCUCCUCACUAUCGUUACUACGUCAGGGAGAUGAGGAUCCAGGCGUACAGUCAGCUGCUGGAGUCGUAUCGCUCGCUCACUCUGGGCUACAUGGCAGAGGCUUUCGGCGUCAGCACGGAGUUCAUUGACCAGGAACUGUCACGAUUCAUCGCCGCCGGGCGCCUCCACUGUAAAAUCGAUAAAGUGAACGAGAUCGUGGAAACUAACAGACCCGACAGUAAAAACUGGCAGUACCAGGAAACCAUCAAGAAGGGCGACCUGCUCCUCAACAGAGUCCAGAAACUGUCCCGAGUCAUCAACAUGUAAACAAAACUCAAACUCACAAACCUCUUUGACUAAAAGUAAACUUCUGUAAAAGUGUGUGUGUAUGUAUAUAAUAAAAAACGACAAACUUUUGUUUAA